CGCGCUGGCCGUUUCCUGUACCCGCACAGUGUUGUGAGACGCAGAAAGCCAUGUGUGUCGAAGCAAAGGAAAAAUCUGUCUGUGAAUGAUUUCACCCAUGGACAACUCCUCUUUCAUCUCACCUAAAGAGAAAAAUAUCAGAUCCUGAGAACCAGGAAAGAGGAGAGACGCUGGGAGUCACGAGGAGGAAGAGGAGGGGGAGGAAGAACAGGGGCUGCGAGCCAGUUGUCACACACCUCUUUCUCUCUCUCUCUUCCAACUCUGAGAGCACCAGAGGAAAGGUGGGGAGUUAAGGACAGGAAAUGAGGAGUGUGGGAGAGCCACUGCAGGGCUCAGAGCAGGAAUGAAAGCAGGCUGAAUUGAUCUGAUUAAACUGCCUGAUUAUUUGCUUGCAUCACUGACUGAUAAGCUGAAGCGCUUUGUUACUCUUCGGCUUUUUUUUUGCUCCAUUGUAUUCUGUGAUCCCUUCUCUCAUUGGAGGAGAGGAAGGAAGAGGCGUGGCCCAUCGGGACACUCCAAAGUAGCGGAGGGCUUGUUUCUCGUUUUUUUGGGGGGUGACUGAAGGAGAGAUUGAGCACGAUGGCGGACCCCAUCAUGGACCUGCUGGAUGACACACCGCUCUUCAGCCUGGACAGCCUGCCGGAAGCCUUCACACAGGGCUCCUCUGACCCUGUGGAGGAGGCGCUGAAGCUGGCCCUGGGCCAGGUGGACACCCCGCCCAUCCCCGCCCCGGCCCCCGUCCAGCAGCCUGCCCAGGUGGCGCUGGCCCCCGCCGUGCCGGUGUCCGCGCAGUCGGUUGCGCAGACGGCUGUCCCAGUGGGCAGCAGCAGUGGGGCCGCCACGGUGCUGCUGGGGUCACCCCUGGCUGUGCCCGUCUCCACCGCCACGCCGCAGCAGGUGACCGCCGGACAGGCCGCCCCCAAAAUCGUUAUCCUGAAGGGCCCCCAGGGGCAGGUGCUGCAGGGCGUGGCUGCGGGCGGGGUCACCGGCUCCCCGACCGGGAAGGUUACCAUCGCCAGAGUGCUGACCGGAACCCCGCUGAGGCCUGGCAUGUCCAUCGUUUCCGGGGGGGCGGUUUUAAAUGCAACGCCGCCUGCGCAGGGCCAAGUGAAAGUUGGGACGGGUGUGCAGCGGUUGGUGCAGUCCCCCAACGGCCCGCUCAAGCAGGUGCUGCUGACCUCAGUGCCCCAGACGCAGCUGCAGACACAGACGCAGGUGCAGCUGCAGACGCAGCCCCAGACGCAGGUGCAACUGCAGACGCAGCCCCAGGUGCAGCUGCAGACGCAACCCCAGACGCAGGUGCAACUGCAGACGCAGCCCCAGGUGCAGACACAGGUGCAGCUGCAGACGCAGCCCCAGGUGCAGACACAGGUGCAGCUGCAGCCUCAGACGCAGGUGCAGCUGCAGACACAGACGCAAGCCACUGCUGCCGUGAGCAAUGCCACCGUCCGGCCACAAGGCGUGACCCUGACUACAGUCCCGCAGCAGGGCGGGGAGGCGAAGAGGAUCACUCUGGUGCUGCAGCAGCCGGCGCAGGCCGGGGCGGGACAGGGCGGGACGGUGACAGUGGGAGGGGCCGGGGGCGGGGCUGGCCAGCAGCCGCGGCUGGUGCUGGGGUCCCUCCCCGGGAAGCUGGUCCUGCAGGGGGGGCAGCUGGCGGCGCUGACGCAGGCGCGGGCGGGGCAGCCGGGGGCGGGACAGCCGGGAGCGGGGCAGCCUAAAGUGCUGACCAUCCAGCUGCAGGUGCAGCAGCAGCCCAACGCGCAGGGAGCGAAGUUUCAGCUGGUCUCUGGAGCGCCCUCCGCUGGCAGCCCCCAGGUGGUGCAGAUCUCCCAGGGACAGGGCGGACAGCGGCUGGCUGUGCCACUCAAACUGCUGCUGCAGCAGCCACAGGCUGGGUCCACCUCUACAGCAGGGGGCACUGUCUCCGUGGUGAAGGUCAUUAACACCUCAGCCGCCGGCUCCUCCACCAUCACCACUUCGGCGGCGGGGGGGUCGUCCGCAGUACCGCGCUCGCCGAAGGGGGCAGAGCCGCUGCGGCGCGUGGAGACCCUGUGCAAGCAAGAAAAGGCUAAUCGCAUCGUGGCCGAGGCCAUCGCCCGAGCCAAGGCCCGCGGCGAGAGGAACAUCCCCCGCGUGCUGAACCUGGACGAGCUGCCGGCCGGCACCACGCCUGGCCUCGCCAGCGUCGAGCUCGGCCCCGCCUCCACCUCCACCACCCCUGGCAAGAAGAAGACCGGCGGGGGCGGGGCCAAGAAGAAGAGCCCCUCCUCCACAGGGGGAAAAGGCGGAGCUGGAGGAGAGAAGAAAGGCAAGGCCAAGCUAACGGGCGGAGUCACUGCAGGGGGAGUGGCUGCAGGGGGCGGAGCUGGUGGCAGCAAGAGCAAAAGCAAGACCAAGGCCAACACCAUCACGCCGGUGGGGGGGAAGAAGAGGAAGCGAACAGGCUCCUCGGAUCACUCUGACGGGGAGCUCAGCCCCCCUGCCUCCCCCCACGCCCUGGAGGAGGACAUGAUGCAGAAGAGGCGCUCUAACCGCCAGGUGAAGCGGAAGAAGUACACUGAAGACCUGGAUAUUAAGAUCACUGACGAUGAGGACGAGCAGGAAGAGGAAGUGGACGUUACCACGACAGCGGGGGUGAUGGGUCAGGAGCAGCUGAUGGGGGAGCAGCUGCAGGAGCUUUCGGCCGAUGGGGACGGCCUUCCCAGCAUGCAGUUCUUUGUGGAAAACCCCAGUGAGGAAGAUGCUGCUAUUGUGGACAAAGUCUUGGCCAUGAGAGUGACCAAGAAGGAGGUUUCUCCUGGACAGUAUGUGAAUGUGGAGGAGUUCUUUGUCAAAUACAAGAACUACUCCUACAUGCACUGUGAGUGGGCCAGCAUGGAGCAGCUGGAGAGGGAUAAGAGGAUCCACCAGAAGCUGAAGAGGUUCAAGACCAAGCAGGCGCAGAUGAGGAACCUGUUUCAGGAGGAGGAGGGGCUGAAGCUCACCUUCUCCAAACAGGCCCUGCUGCCCAACGGCUCAGGGGGAGAGGGGAGCAGCCGCAGGAAGCGCAAGGAGCUGGAGCAGCUGUGUGACCCCGACGGCCCGGCCGCUGUGCGCCGCAGGGACCUGCCCGACUGGCUGAAGGACGAGGCCGAUGGAGACAUGCUGGAGCUGCUGGCCAACAGCCGCGGUCAGAGGAAGAGGAGGAGGAGGAAGAAGACCGAGAAGGCGAAGGAGGCAGCAGCACUGACAGGCAGUGAGAGAGUGAAGCUGGUGGACAUGAGGACGGGCAGAAAGUUUGGGGGUGUGUUGGGCCCCGCGCUGCAGGACCUGAGAGAGUGUCUGGAGGAAAACCCCGACUACGCUGUAGCUCCUGAGUGGGCUGACGCUGUCCGCAACUCGGGCUUCCUCCCGGAGACUCUGUUUCACAGGCUGCUGUCUCCCAAGCGCGGCCGCCUCUGCCCCGCGCCCCCCCAGGCCCAGCUGCAGGACCCGCUGCUGGGGGGCGGCGGCGGCGAGACCCUGGUCUCAGACGGGGCCUACAUGAUGGAGGAUGAGGACCUGGACGACGGCGGCAUCGCCUCCUCUCACCACUUCCUGACGCCCGCCUUCGACGUGAAGAUGGAGGCGGGGGCUCUGCAGAUGGACGGGGGCCACAGCCUAUCACACGGCGGCUACGAGAGCUCUGACAGGGAGGUGGCCAUCUUGGAUGAUGUCAUAAUGGCACCCAAAAAUUCAGACUCUUCAUCCAGCUCUGAAGAUUGACCAAGCCUUCCUCACCAGGCCCCCUCCCUUUCAUCAUGACCUUUUCCCUUCCAUUGUUCUAUUCCUCUCCCUCUAUUUUAUUUUUAUUAUUAUUAUUAUAAAUGUUGGAUUAUGGAUGGAUUUUGUUGGGGUUCUUUUUUUUUUUUUUUUUUUUUUUUACAUAGUUAUGGGAAAAGAGCAGUUCAUUCUUUCAGGCUGGCACCCACCCCCUCCUCCGUGCUCCUGUCUGUCAUGUCCUCGGCCCCGCCCCCGCCCCGCCCCGCCGGUUGGCGGGCAGCCUGUACAGAAGACUGUCUUUGGGACCAGCCUGGCCUGGCAGCACCCCCGCACCGCGCCAGGCCGCAGACCCAGGGAACACGCAGUCGUCUCGUUGUGUGUGUCUGUCCCGUCGUGGAUCAGCCGUCUGUCUGUCUGACUGACUUAGGUUUCCGGAGAACAGGGCUAUGAAGUUGUGUGUGCAUUGGGGAAGGGGAGGGGAUGGGCAUAGUUACUGAUCAGGAAUUAGAAAGAUGGGUGUAUUGUACAAUGUAGCGUUGCUCACCUGCCUGCGAAUAUGAAGAUGACAAUGAUGAGUUAUUAUUCUUGUUUUAUGAACUGACUCUGUUUCUGUGAUAUGGAUAUGAAUAACAUUCUACAGACUGA
Molecule: messenger RNA, 4389 nt
Organism: Megalops cyprinoides (Indo-Pacific tarpon)
Lineage: Eukaryota; Metazoa; Chordata; Actinopteri; Elopiformes; Megalopidae
Product: chromodomain-helicase-DNA-binding protein 8-like
Exons: 15
Coding region: 580-3747 (1055 amino acids)
Molecular function (GO): protein binding
Source: RefSeq, a predicted model, not a curated record